Molecule: messenger RNA, 285 nt
Organism: Sporothrix schenckii 1099-18
Lineage: Eukaryota; Fungi; Ascomycota; Sordariomycetes; Ophiostomatales; Ophiostomataceae
Exons: 2
Coding region: 1-285 (94 amino acids)
Source: RefSeq, a predicted model, not a curated record
AUGGCACCAUCUGAGCCCUCAACAUCGACCAAUGAUGCCGCAACGACCGUACCCGAGUCCAGCGGCCGGACUCUCUUCAAGGGCCGGAUCCAGCCCCCACCCAGACGGACUCCGUAUACCGCAGUGACGGUGCAGCCCGUACUUCCUGAAAGCAAGAUCACGGCCACAGAUCUACGAGCCCCAAAGCCGGAGGUGGUCUAUGUCAACUCCACGGACGUUUGCCUUCCCUUCUUGGAGCCGGAUAGACCGGGUGGCCAACAAAGCCGGGAUGGCCGCUCGGCUUGA